Molecule: messenger RNA, 756 nt
Organism: Fibroporia radiculosa
Lineage: Eukaryota; Fungi; Basidiomycota; Agaricomycetes; Polyporales; Fibroporiaceae
Exons: 4
Coding region: 1-756 (251 amino acids)
Source: RefSeq, a predicted model, not a curated record
AUGGCUGCGCUCGCUGGCGUCGAAUUCCUGAAGCAGUUGAGAUCCAUCUACCCAUCUCACGGUGCUCUUACCCCUGCUGCCAUAUUGGCACAGCCAUGGUACCUCGUCGCUGCUGUGGCCUUCAGCGCGAGCCGCAAACCAGAGGCAGUCCCAGCCGUCUUUGAAUUGGCCCUAAACGAGCUGAAGCUAGUCCAAGGCGGAGAGCAGCCAGAGACGAUCCAGGAGCAGCGGAUGACUCUGGCAAACAAGAUAAGGGAGGCGAUCCUCCAUUCCGGAUUGCUGAGCGGAUUUCCACGAACUAUUGAGAGUUUGGUCGCUUUAAACAAAGUGAUGCCGGAAGAGUUGCGGACCAAGACAGUUCAACGCGACACAAAAAAGAGCUUGGAUGAAUAUACGGAAAGCGGAGAUAAGCUCUUCAGGUCCAUGUAUCGCAACACCGCCGAUUCUGUGCGAGGGCUGUUAUAUUCCGCUUAUCCCGAUCUAGGAUGGUUCUGUGAUAUAGUCGGAUACGGAAUUGUCUAUGGCGGGACAAAUGUCCUAACCCAAGUCGAAGUAUCGUACACGAUAGUGGCUGCGCUGAUAGCUGUGGAUGCACCGCGGCAGGUAACAUGGCACCUUGCAAACGCACAAAAUGGUGGAGCCACACUAGAUGAAGCAAGGGCCGUCAGGGAGAUCGCAAUGAGGGUGGCAGAGAGGUCGGGCGUAACAUGGAAGGACGCAGUACCCGAGGCCAUACCGGCUCAGCAGCUAGAGUAG